Phlebotomus argentipes is the source of this 1756-nucleotide messenger RNA. It is a transcript of the gene puml, whose product is annotated as (Lyso)-N-acylphosphatidylethanolamine lipase. Lineage: Eukaryota; Metazoa; Arthropoda; Insecta; Diptera; Psychodidae. Bases 424 to 1590 code for a protein of 388 amino acids. The record is from RefSeq and is a predicted model, not a curated record. Gene Ontology annotation, cellular component: lipid droplet. The transcript is spliced from 5 exons.
GAGCGGCUGAUUUUUUAUCUAACAACAUCAGAGUUUUAGUGGGGAGAGAAUUAAAAAGGUGUGCAAAAAAAUCACACGAAAGAUUAUAUUGUAUCAGUUUGUCACGGUGACGAAGAAUAAUGAUGGAGUAGCGAGUGGAUCGCAGAAGAUUUUCAGUCAUUCAGUUACACCAGUGCGUAGAAGAAGGAAGUUUUUCACACAGUCCCUCACAUAACAUUCCAACGUUUUGUGGUGGCUUUUCAUUGCAUAGAGAGGAAAGAAAAAGUGUGAUUCUGUGCCUAAAUUAACCGAGAAUCAUCCCAUACAGCGGAAGUGUAGAGUAAAGUAGCUCUCAAAUGGCAACGGAGUGCGAAGUUGUGGCCCCAAAGUCAAAUUCUAGGACACCUUCGUGAUCGACACACUGUGAAAAUCCACUGAGAAAUCAUGUCGUUCUUAGUUAAAUUGCUUAAAUUACUCAUCCUUUCUGCCAUUUGCAGUUGGAUUUGGGGCAUCUUCAACUGGACCAGCAAAUCACCAGUGAUGCUGAGAAGCGCAGAGAAGCGAAUAUUUUCCUACCUCAAGACGGCCUAUCGCGGCUGGUUCGUGGACAUUGGGCCGGUGGUGAGUGAUGCGGACAAGAUCUGGACAGUUUCCCUCAAUCCAGACGCCCCGAAAACCCCUCUGGUUCUGCUGCACGGCUUGGGAUCCGGCGUGGGACUGUGGAUCCUCAAUCUGGACUCCUUCGCCGAGAACCGUCCAGUCUAUGCCAUCGACAUACUCGGCUUUGGACGCAGUUCCAGGCCAAAAUUCUCCUGCGAUGCUCUGACGGCGGAAGGACAGUUCGUGGCGUCCAUCGAGGAGUGGCGACGCGAGAUGAAGCUCAACGAAAUGAUCCUCUUGGGACACUCAAUGGGCGGUUUUCUGGCCUCCAGCUAUGCCAUCAAGCACCCUGAUCGCGUGAAACACCUCAUCCUGGCGGAUCCGUGGGGAUUUCCCGACAAGCCGGCGGACAUUGGGAACAAGUACAACAUCCCGAUGUGGGUGAGGGUGCUGGCUUUCGCCCUGCAGCCCCUCAAUCCACUGUGGGCCGUCCGAGCGGCAGGACCCUUCGGACAGUGGGUCGUGUCCAAGGCCCGUCCGGAUAUCAUUCGCAAAUACACAUCAAUCGUGAAGGAGGAGGAACUCAUCCCGCAAUACAUCCACCAAUGCAAUGCUCAAACGCCAGCGGGUGAAAGUGCAUUCCAUGCAAUGAUGUCGAGCUACGGAUGGGCCAAGCAUCCCAUGAUUCAUCGCAUAAAGGAGCUGAGACAGGACAUCCCCAUCACGAUGAUGUACGGCUCUCGAUCCUGGGUGGACAAAGCCUCUGGCGAGAGUGUGAAGCUCUCCCGCAUUCACAGCUACGUGAAUCUGCAAGUUAUCAAUGGAGCGGGACAUCAUAUCUAUGCCGAUCGACCGGAGAUAUUCAAUAGAUACGUGAAUGACGCCUGUGCCUUUUGCGACGGCGAACGAAUGGCCAGUGAAUCAACAGAGAAUUCCUCAUGCGAAGUCACGACAACCACAGAGGAAAUGCCACCAAUUGACACGAACAUUGUGAAGAAUGAUGCCCAGUGACGAACACACAACUCUUGCCUCCACCCCAAAAAUACACACAUCCCCAAUGGAUAUCAACAGUGAGAUAUUUGCCCAAGAUGCAUCGCAAUGUAUUAUAUAGAGAACGUACGAUAAUGACUAAUUUAUAGUGAUGAAAUACAUAAGAGAGAAGAUUCCGCACAAAGAA